GCCCGCCCGCCUGUCAGCGCGCAAUCCAGCAGCGCACGGGCUAACUUGUAGUCGUAGUCGUACCCGCCUCAGAGCAGCCUCCGCGCCCCACAGCGCCGCGGAGCAGCUCCCCGGGGACAGAAGUGCGCCAUGACGUCCCGCGGCGGCGCGUUCCGCCGCUUGUUCGACCGACGCGACAGCCUCGUCAGUUCUCUCGGAAAACUCCGCGCGCACAGUGUCGGCGGCGGCGUCCGGCGGCCGGACCGCGGAGCGGAGCGCGAGGAGGCGACGCCGGCUGCCCCCGACGUCGCCCCGUCUCGGCCAAACAGGAAGAGUCAGGGGCGGACGAGCGAGGACACCCUCCCCUUCUCGGCGUUCUUGACCGACAACUUUGGCCGGAGGCACAGCUACCUACGCGUCUCCCUGACAGAGAAAUGCAACCUGCGCUGUCAGUACUGUAUGCCAGAGGAGGGAGUGAAGCUCACACCAAGGGGCCAGCUGCUGUCCACCUCGGAGCUACUGACCCUGGCUCGCCUCUUCGUCCAGGAGGGCGUGGACAAAAUUCGACUGACUGGGGGAGAGCCCCUCAUCAGACCUGACGUGGUGGAUAUCAUUGCAGAACUGAAGAAGCUGGAGGGCCUGAAAACAGUAGCAGUAACAACCAAUGGCAUGAACUUGGCCAGGCUGCUGCCCAAGCUGAAGGAUGCUGGCCUUGACCUCAUCAACAUCAGCCUGGAUUCACUGGUCCCUGCCAAAUUUGAGUUCAUUGUCAGGCGGAAAGGUUUCCACAAGGUCAUGGAGGGCAUUGACAAGGCCAUUGAAAUGGGCUUCAACCCUGUCAAGGUCAACUGUGUGGUCAUGCGAGGCCUGAACGAGGACGAGUUGCUGGACUUUGUGGCGCUGACAGAAAAGAAGCCUCUGGAGGUGCGUUUCAUCGAAUACAUGCCCUUCGAUGGCAACAAGUGGAACUUUAAGAAGAUGGUGAGUUACCAGGAGAUGCUGGAUCGCAUCAGGCAGCAGUGGCCAGAGCUGGAAAUGCUUCAAUCUGGACACACAGACACGGCCAAGACAUUCAAAGUGCAGGGCUUCAAAGGUCAGGUUGGCUUCAUCACCUCCAUGUCCGACCACUUCUGUGGCUCCUGCAACCGCUUGCGCAUCACUGCCGAUGGCAACCUCAAGGUGUGUUUGUUCGGCAACUCUGAGGUGUCUCUCAGAGACAUCUUGCGCUCCGGAGCAUCCGACAAAGAGCUACUGCAAAUAAUCGGAUCAGCUGUGGGCAGGAAGAAGAAACAACACGCAGGCAUGAUCAGUAUCUCCCAGAUGAAGAACAGGCCUAUGAUCCUCAUUGUGUCCUCGACUGAUGAUCUCCUUCCAACAGCAUCAUUGACAGACAUUCUGCCAGAAUCACAGGACAGCCGGAACGCCUCCACCAUCGUUUCCCAGCUCACAAACGACACGUCCCUCUGUCCAACAGCAGCUCCUCAUGUGGCCCUCUCAGGCAGCAGGAGGGUCCUGAAUGGAGAUUGCUUUUUGUGUCUUCCAGAUCACGAUGCUUCAACACCAGCAGCCCACGCCUGCUGCUCUAGAACCUCAAAGAGCGGGGGAACACGUGUCAUGUCUCACAUCAGCAAAGACAAACCUAAUGCGACAGGCGACCUCCACAGUGUAGCAACACUUGGUGCUGGUCUCCCUUUCACCAACUGUCACACCAAGACUUCAACUUUUACUACACGCACAAAUGUUAUGAGCAACAUUUCUGAAGACCGUAUCAGGCAUGCACAACCCAGGGGUCCAUUAAAGAGCCUCUCACUCAGAACCUCAGGACCUUUUUUUUGCACACUAUCGAAUCCCAAAGUAAUUCUUAAAUACCACAGUGUUAGACUGUGCCACGGUCAGAACUCCAGCAAAGACCCCAGCGUCAAACUCAGACCAUCUGUGAGCGAUCAGGCCAUGUCCGGCACAGAUGUGUCCAGCGCGCAUCCGGAUGAAACCACAGAAGCCCGACUGAUGCAUACAGACACCAAGGGCCAAGCCACCAUGGUGGACGUUGGGGGGAAAGUUCCCACGCGGCGAACAGCCACAGCCCGCGCCACCGUCAUCUUGGGCCCCACCGCUUUCCAGCUGCUUCGGGUCAACCAGCUGGCGAAGGGCGACGCCUUAGCCGUGGCGCAGCUGGCUGGCAUCAUGGCUUCCAAGCAGACCUCAGCCCUCAUCCCGCUCUGCCACCCUCUCCCCUUAGAUCAUACGUCUGUCACCUUCGACCUGGAAGAGCGGCAGAAUGCCGCGGUCGUCACCGCAACGUGCAGCACGACCAGCAGGACGGGAGUCGAGAUGGAGGCCUUGACGGCUGUUUCCGUGGCGGCACUGACCGUCUACGACAUGUGCAAGGCUGUGAGCCAUGACAUCAUCAUCACAGACGUGAAACUGGUCAGUAAGACGGGCGGGAAGAGGGACUUCCAUCGUUACCCUCGACCACUCACCCACCAGGAAAACUGAGAGUUGCGGACAUUGAACCCUUGUCCCAACUUUCACAAGCAGUGUCAUUUUGUUCUUUAAAAUAGAAUGAAGGCCAUCAGAUUAAUAUGAAAAGAUGCUGUAAUCUUUCUUUUUUUUUAACUGCCUGAAACUUAGCCAGUGACGUUUUGAUUUCUUGAUCACUCACUUAACUCACAAAGUGAAUAAUGCUCUCUAAACAGUAUUCAUUUCCACACAUAAUUUAAGUGUGUGAUAAAUAAUGGAAUGGGAAAGUGGUGGAGGGUUUACAAUAGAUGUAGGGCAGCAGUUUUUAUUUUUGCCUCUAGGUGGCACUCAAGUAUUUCUUCAGAAGGUUGUCAGUGAAGAUCAACCUGAGGACGACCUCAACAUGACCUUUGAAGAUGUUUCAAUCCAACAUGGACAUGGAGCAACAACAGAGUAAUGGGAGCAGAGAAGUGUGUGUGUAUGUGGCUUUUCUCAGGUCUGCUUUCAAAUAUCGCAUAUUCACACGUCUUCCUCUAUUAACCUGCUGCGCAGCACAAAUGUUUUUUGCAAUUGAAUUGUAAUCAUCUGUAUGAAAUGAAACGCUAUGUUCUGAAUUUUUGUCUGUGAAAUCUUUCUCAAGUCUACAGAGGUACAUUUUAGUUUUCCUUUUCAUUCUACGUCUGUAGUUAUUGUUUUAAUGACUAACAACAAAAAUUACCCUGCACAAGGAAGAAUGUGAAUCGUGUCUGCUGAGUUGACGUUGGUGUACAUUAUAUAUGUAUAAAAAUUUGUUAUAUAAGAAAAAAUCCUUGUAUGAUUGACCUGCUUGGUGAACGGAUGCAGCAUGUGUCAUAUUUAUUUGUCACAUUACUGUAGACCGUUCAAACAUGUCCUCUUUGCAGACCUCAAUAUUGCCUUUUUUUGUAUAGCAAGUACUUGCUAUGUUUUGCAUCCAGCUGACUUCAUUGCUCUCCUUACUUUUUUUUGAAAAAAAUUAAUAAAUGCAAACUGAGUAAUUGAA
Messenger RNA from Scophthalmus maximus (turbot), 3460 nucleotides. It is a transcript of the gene mocs1, whose product is annotated as molybdenum cofactor synthesis 1. Lineage: Eukaryota; Metazoa; Chordata; Actinopteri; Pleuronectiformes; Scophthalmidae. The coding region runs from base 130 to 2475 and encodes 781 amino acids. The transcript is spliced from 11 exons. Gene Ontology annotation, molecular function: metal ion binding; 4 iron, 4 sulfur cluster binding; GTP 3',8'-cyclase activity. The record is from RefSeq and is a predicted model, not a curated record. Gene Ontology annotation, biological process: Mo-molybdopterin cofactor biosynthetic process.